AUGAAGGAGUUAGAUGUAUUCUUGGAUACUCAAGAAAAUGCACUGUUAUUUCAGUAUCCACUCAGUUUAGAGGUACCAAAUGUACAGACAGUAAAUACAAAAUGUGAUGACAAAUACGUUCAAAUAUCAACAAGCGAGCCAACUGGAACAGUAAAUUAUAAAGGAAUAAGCGGGGACACAAUAAACAAGUACUAUAUACUAAACAUAAAAGAGAGCGAAGUAGUGGGGCUGCAGGUAAAGUCAAUAACCCAACUAAGACCGUUUUUACCAGAAACAGAAGAGACUAUAAAGCUAUCAGAAAAAAAGGAAACCAAAGUAUUUGCGCUAAAUGAAUCCCAGGAUGAAUUAGAAAACAGAAUGAAAAAUCCUAAUUACAUUGUAGAAAAAGUAAACAAAACCCCGUGGGUAGAGUACAAGCUGACAGAGUAUAAAGAGUCGCAAGUAGUACAAGAGCCUUCUAGGCCGAUAUCUACACAAAUAGCAAACAUCCCGCUAGAAAAGAUAAAAGAAACUAUUUAUAAUGCAAGAGUAGUAAACAUUCCAGAACUCAAAAACAUAUAUCCAACUAGCCCUAUUUCAGAUAUAAACCAAGCAGUAUCAGAGAUGACCAUUCCCUUUCUAGGCAGAUACAUAUUAAAAAUAGAAUACUUUAAUGACCUAUCCACUCUAUUAAUUAGUAUAUUAAAGAGAAUAGAGGAAGGAAAUGGUGUAUUUACAUUUACAAAAGAUGAAUUAAUAGAUCAAUCAGAAGAAUUUACAUAUCUUCUUAAUCAGAUAGCGUAUAAACAAGACCAUGUGUAUGUGUUAAAGGGAUAUAAUGAAAAUACAAUGUAAUAACCUGAAAUAUAUCCCAAAUAUUACCAAAAAUCUGAAUAACCCGACAUAACCCGAAAAUACCAACUAAUAAAUAUACCUAGUCAAUAAAC
Molecule: messenger RNA, 926 nt
Organism: Nematocida parisii ERTm1
Lineage: Eukaryota; Fungi; Microsporidia
Exons: 1
Coding region: 1-834 (277 amino acids)
Source: RefSeq, a predicted model, not a curated record